CACGACCUGAGUUCAAACCAACCAGGAGUCAGAUGCUUAAGAAGUCUGGAACAUCUUUGAGGACCACUAACUGGCCUUGUAUUCAAUCCAAAUUCGGUAACAGAAGCGGAGCUGCAACACCGAACGAAGGCAGAAAAGCUUCCGAAACCUCAGAGGCCAGCGGCGCGGGACCCGCCCCGGCUUCACAGCCACGCCCACGCCCUUGCCCUGGAGGCGGGGCCUCGCUGCCGGAAGCGUCCAGCCGCCCCGCCCUCCCGCUUCCGCCUCGCGGUUGCUAGGCUACCGGGUCCCCAGCGGAAAGCGGUGGCGGGUGAGCGCCGGGAGCGUGUUCUGCGCGGGCUGCGGGGCUGGGCCGCUGUCCCCGCCGUGCAGUGGCCUCUGCCGCUGCGGGCGCCGCGCACACCCUGCUGCGCGAGACGGGCCGGGGAGCGGAGGCCUCGCACCCUUCCUCCCCUCUGCCCUCCUAGGCAAUCUCUACGCCUCCUCUCCGACUCAAGGGAAACUGCGCCUCACCACCUUCCCCGCGACCAGAAAACCCUGAGCCCCUGAAUUCCACUUUCAGGGCUCACGGUCCGGGUCCCCUGACCUUUCUUUUAUCUCCUCCGAGGCCGCUCCGUUGGAAUCCCUCCGUCCCCAUUUCUUUCACUUUCCUGUUGCGUCCUGGUGCUGGGCAUCUCCCUCCUCCGAGAGGGAAGCAUGGCACCCCCGCAAGGGUCCUGGCGCCGCGGGAGGCGGAGGCCGCGGGACUGGCCGCCCUCGCUCACUGCUCAGCUUCUGUGUAAUCAGCUGCCCUUUUGGAAAUUGGGCAGGGGUUGUGGCUGGAUGCCGGUGUCACGGACUCAUCUUCAGCAAACCAUGCGGAAGUAAACAUGUUCCCAGCAUUGGAAACAGAGCUGAAGCAGGAGGUCGGUACACUCCCUCUCCGGGAACUCCUCAGAAAUCCAGUACUGCUAGAUCAGAAGACUUGCCCUGAUCCCUAUGAAGACUUUAUGUACCAUCAUCUUCAAUACUAUGGCUACUUUAAAGCUCAGAGAGGCAGUUUACCAAACUCAGCUUCACACCAGCAUGUUCGGAAGAAUAAUCCUCGAUAUGGGCUGAGUGGCUCUUUUGGAGAAAGAGAAGAUGUGAUACCAGACCCCCUGCAAAAGGAGAAGCUACUAUGGCCCACCUGUGUAUCUUCAGCGGCGCACAGACAGAUAGAAGCUGUGAGCAGAGAUCCCCUUAUGCUUAGUUCACCUCUUAAGAGCAGACAACUUCUUCAUGAUGAAUUUGGUGAAGUAAACCCAUGUCUUCGAGAACCCCGAGAUCUCUUUGCCUUCUUCCCUAGCAGUGGGCCACUGCAGGCACCAAGGUGGCCAAUAGAAUGUGAAGUCAUCAAGGAAAACCUUCAUCAUAUCGAGUGGGUUCCACCUCAACCAGAAUAUUUCUAUCAACCUACAGGAAAUGAAAAGUUGCCAGAAAUUGUGGGAGAAGAAAAAGGCACAGUUGUCUAUCAAUUAGAUUCAGUGCCCACCGAGGGUUCCUAUUUCACCAGUUCCAGAGUGGGAGGCAAACGAGGGAUUAUCAGGGAGCCGGCUGUCACGCUGCAGGGACCCGAGGAUAAUACUCUCCUGUUUGAGUCACGGUUUGAGAGCGGGAAUCUGCAAAAAGCUGUCAGAGUAGAUACCUAUGAGUAUGAACUCACCUUGCGAACUGACCUCUACACAAACAAACACACUCAGUGGUUUUAUUUUCGUGUUCAGAACACUAGAAAAGAUACUACCUACCGCUUCACCAUUGUCAACUUGCUAAAACCCAAGAGCCUUUAUACUGUAGGGAUGAAGCCACUCAUGUACUCCCAGCUGGAUGCCAACACCCACAACGUUGGCUGGAGGCGAGAAGGAAAUGAAAUCAGGUACUAUAAGAACAACACAGAUGAUGGACAGCAGCCCUUUUACUGUCUCACGUGGACCAUUCAGUUUCCACACGACCAGGACACUUGCUUCUUCGCACACUUCUACCCCUAUACGUACACUGACUUGCAAUGCUACCUGCUGUCAGUGGCGAACAACCCGGUGCAAUCUCAGUUCUGCAAGCUUCGAACGUUAUGCAGGAGCCUCGCUGGGAACACCGUCUACCUGCUCACCAUCACCAACCCAUCCCGGACCCCUCGAGAGGCAGCUGCAAAGAAAGCUGUGGUCUUGAGCGCCAGAGUCCACCCUGGAGAAAGUAAUGGCUCUUGGAUCAUGAAAGGCUUUUUGGACUUCAUCCUUAGCAACUCCCCAGAUGCCCAGCUCCUCAGGGAUAUCUUUGUCUUCAAAGUAGUUCCUAUGUUAAAUCCAGAUGGAGUGAUUGUGGGGAAUUACCGGUGUUCGCUGGCCGGAAGGGACCUGAACAGGCAUUACAAAACCAUUCUGAAGGAGUCUUUCCCUUGCAUCUGGUACACCAGGAACAUGGUCAAAAGACUUCUGGAAGAAAGGGAGGUUCUCUUGUACUGUGAUUUCCAUGGCCACAGCCGUAAGAAUAAUAUCUUCUUGUAUGGCUGUAAAAACAACGAUCGCAAGUACUGGCUUCAUGAGCGCGUCUUUCCUUUAAUGUUAAGCAAAAACGCACCAGAUAAGUUCUCUUUUCAGAGUUGUAACUUUAAGGUGCAAAAGUGCAAGGAAGGAACAGGCCGAGUUGUGAUGUGGCGCAUGGGGAUCCUGAAUAGCUACACCAUGGAAUCUACCUUUGGGGGGUCCACCCUGGGUAAUAAAAGAGAUACUCACUUUACCAUUGAGGAUCUAAAGUCUCUAGGUUAUCAUGUUUGUGACACUCUUCUGGAUUUCUGUGAUCCUGACCGAACCAAGUUCAUGCAGUGUCUAGCAGAGCUUAAAGAGCUCUUAAAACAGGAGAUCCAUAAGAAAUUCGAUGAACUUGGACAAGAUAUGGAUUUAGAAGGAAAUUGGAGUGACAUCUCUUUGUCUGACAUUGAAUCCAGCACCAGUGGUUCUGACAGUUCCCUCUCAGAUGGUCUCCCUGUUCACCUACUGAGCAUGGCAGAUGAGGUGAAUCAAAAGAAGAAGAUGUAUAAGAAGAAGAAAAAGAAGCCACUUCAGACUAGGAAACAGCGAAAUGAACAGUAUCAGAAAAAUAAUUUGAUGCGGGAGUUAAAGUUAAUAGAAGAUGCCCCGGAAAGGGCAGGGUUUGCUUCUGCUCUGCAAAAACAGCCUACCUUUUUCAGAAAUUCAGAGAACGCCAGUUCUUCCAUGAUGCGAAAUGAAAAACCAAGGUUGAAUGAGUCACAGCUACGUGGAAGAGACAAGGGCACCUCCCUGGACCCAUCAAAAAUGACCUCCUUGAUUCUGACGAAGAAUAGAGAGGGAAUGCAGAUACAGAAGCCGAGAUUCACAGUGUCGUGCUGUCCAAAGAGAAGCACAAACUCCAGCCAAGAGCCAGCUCCAGAUAUGAAGCCACUCUGGCCCAGGAACAGAUAUCCUGCCACAAAGAGAAGUCGCGCCACCAUGACAGUGUACCCAUCCUUGCACAUAUACACAUACCCCUAGGGUGCCUUGGCCAUGCCACACAGGUGCUUCCUUGGCCUGUUUUGGGUUAGAUACAUUUUGUAAUGAGAGGAGUUCUAUGAUUGGGAGCUACAUUGACGCGAGACAUACUGUGUUGUGUGUUCAUCGCACGCUGACCUUAUGCUAUGUGCUUACAUUGUGUGCAUGCCCUUAGGAUGCAUAUCUCAUGAAUUAGAUUGCUCUUUUCACAAAGUAAAAUUUUAUAAUGGUUAUAGAAAAGCUUCCUUUAUCAGAAAUUGAAGUGUGUGCUCAUGAACCUACAGCACAGAUAUACCUCAUUUUAACCAAUAAAUAUUCUCUCUAAAAUUAGUGCAAAUCAAUUUUAAGAGCUCAAAUUCCACUCUAAACAUAAUAUGGGAGUGUGCUACGUUACAAAAGCAGUCUCGUGUCAAAGCUUUCUAGCAACAAAAUGGCUAGUCAAUGAUUUAUCAGGUUUGCUGGUGCUGAGGAUUACCACGUAGAGAAAACAAUACAUGUAUUAGCUGGAAUUCAGGAUUACAUAUAUUAUGUUCAACACAGUUACAUACAUUUUUAACCCAUUGAUUAAAAUUCUGUCUCAAUAGCCAGUUGCUUCCUUUGAUUGGUUAAUCUUGUAACUUUAAGUGAACAGGUACUUUAUAUUUUUAGAUCUCUCGCAAGCAUCAAGUGUAGCCUGCUGGCAGCAGCCUUUUACAUCAACAUGCUGGAGUCAUGUUGAGGAAAGGUCACUCUAGCUCAUCCCAGGUCUCCUGUUUUGACUUUCCCCUCUUCCUAUCACAUUGGAUUGAAAGUUUCCUGUUUCAUGUGUUUUUUAUGACCACUUGUAAACUCCUUCAGCCACCAAUCACCUGGAUGACUAAUAAUCAGAACCACAAAUUUUAUUACAAUUCCAGUGUCUGUGCUAUUUUGUGUGUGUUUAUAAUUAAUAGGUUUUAUUUUGAGAACAGUUUAGAUUUACCGAGAACUUGAGGGGACAGUACUGAGAGUUCCUAUAUACUGCCCACCUCACUCCCCUCCUUACACACUGUGUGUCUUUUUAAGGGGAAUAUCUGCCCGAGUUCCUUUUCAGUUGUUUGGUUUGAUUUCUAAUUUGGAACGCUUCACAAAUUUUCAUGUCUUCCUUGCACAGGGGGCCAUGCCAAAUCCUCUCAGUAUCUGUACCCACGUUAGUAUUUGUGCUGCCAAUGUGAGCAUCUGCCCUCCUAUUCCAUACCUUACUCACACCCUAAAACCUAAAGUCACAGCUUAAAACUCAGCAUUUUAAGUAGAGAGCACACAGCUAAAACCUCACCUUUUGUCCCUAAGAGGAUAUCUUUCAAGGACAAAUUCCCAAACAGUUAUAAACUGCUGAGGGCAAACCUUUGUUUGAAAGUUGUUCAGAAAAAAAAGAAAGAAAAGAAAGUUCAGAAAUACUGUCUUUUUUUUUUCUUUUUUUGUUUCAAGUAAUUUUGGAGAAAGUUUAUACAAAGCACCCCAGUGUGAUGAUAUUUUUGGAAUAAAAAAAUCAUAUAUGGGGCCACCUGGGUGGUUCAGUCAGUUAAGCAUCUGACUCUUGAUUUCAGCUCAGGUCAUGAUCUCAGGGUGUUUGGGAUUGAGCCCCACAUCCAUGUCCAUGCUCAGCAGAGUCUACUUGUCCC
Nyctereutes procyonoides (raccoon dog) is the source of this 5158-nucleotide messenger RNA. RefSeq names its product AGBL carboxypeptidase 2 (gene AGBL2). The transcript is spliced from 18 exons. Bases 870 to 3524 code for a protein of 884 amino acids. The record is from RefSeq and is a predicted model, not a curated record. Lineage: Eukaryota; Metazoa; Chordata; Mammalia; Carnivora; Canidae. Gene Ontology annotation, biological process: proteolysis. Gene Ontology annotation, molecular function: metallocarboxypeptidase activity; zinc ion binding.